Messenger RNA from Amblyraja radiata (thorny skate), 912 nucleotides. Its product is annotated as zinc finger protein 239-like. Gene Ontology annotation, biological process: regulation of gene expression. Gene Ontology annotation, cellular component: nucleus. NCBI's taxonomy places the organism in Eukaryota, Metazoa, Chordata, Chondrichthyes, Rajiformes, Rajidae. The record is from RefSeq and is a predicted model, not a curated record. The transcript is spliced from 2 exons. The annotation marks the transcript as partial.
AUGGCCACCCGGGGCUUCACUACCAAUGGACUGCAAUGGCAGACUGCCAGUAAACAAGAUGGCCACCUGCAGCUCCACAGGGAAAUGCCAGCAUCCAAAAUGGCCGCCCCCGGCUUCACUCUCAUUGAUUUCAAUGGCUGGCCGCCAAGCUUCGCUCGCUCCAGCCACCUGCUGCGGCACAACCGCGUGCACUCCGUCGAGAGUCCUUUCACCUGCUCAGACUGCGGCAAGUGCUUCAAGACGAUGAAUGACCUGGAGAUGCACCUGCAGGUGCACACGGGCAAGAAGCCGUAUGGCUGCUCCACCUGCGGCAAGAGCUUUGCCUGGUUGUCAAACCUGCGGGAUCACCGGUCGAUGCACAACAGUGAACGACCCUUCACCUGCACCGACUGCGGCAAAGCCUUUAAGUUGUCCACGCACCUGAAGGAGCACAGGGUCGUGCACACCGGGGAGAAGCCCCACACCUGCGUCCAGUGCGGCAAGGCCUUCACCCGCUCCAACAACCUGCUGAGGCACCAGCGCACCCACACCGGCGAGCGCCCCUACACCUGCAAAGACUGCGGCAAGGGCUUCACCCAGUCCAAUGAACUGCUGGUGCACCAGCGCACCCACACCGGCGAGCGCCCCUAUACCUGUGUCCAGUGCGGCAAGGGCUUCACUCAGUCCAGCAACCUGCUGAGGCACCAGCGCACCCACACCGGUGAGCGCCCCUACACCUGCGCACAGUGCGGCAAGGGCUUCAUCCGGUCCAGUCACCGGCUGGAGCACCAGUGCACCCACACCGGCGAGCGCCCCUACACCUGCGCCCAGUGCGGCAAGGGCUUCACCCGCUCCAGAAACCUGCUGAGCCACCAGCGCAUCCACACCGGCGAGCGUCCCUACACCUGUGCCCAGUGCGGCAAGGGCUUCAAC